Messenger RNA from Kluyveromyces lactis, 2364 nucleotides. RefSeq names its product sugar porter family MFS transporter. NCBI's taxonomy places the organism in Eukaryota, Fungi, Ascomycota, Saccharomycetes, Saccharomycetales, Saccharomycetaceae. Gene Ontology annotation, molecular function: carbohydrate:proton symporter activity. Gene Ontology annotation, cellular component: membrane. The record is from RefSeq and is a predicted model, not a curated record. Gene Ontology annotation, biological process: transmembrane transport; carbohydrate transport. The coding region runs from base 1 to 2364 and encodes 787 amino acids. The transcript has a single exon.
AUGACUACUGAUUCUGUUCCACGAAAGAAUAUUUCUCAAGCUAUCAAACUAGUGUUUCUUCGACGGAAAGCACAAGAGCGUAACGAGGCAGGCUCCUCUGAAGUACCGACGGGUGGUAAAUCGAAUAAUGCUUCCGCUACAUCGUCACCCGAAGAGGCACUUGAGAAUAGUGGAGAAAACUUCGAACUCACAAAUUUCGCAUCUUUAUCAGAAAUGGAAUCAGAAAUCUUUCUUGCACCUCCCGCCAAACAAUCGAAGAAGAUCUCCAUUCUUGUUGGUAUGUUUGUUGCUGUGGGUGGAUUUUUGUUUGGGUAUGAUACAGGAUUAAUAAAUAAUAUCAGCGAAAUGCCUUAUGUUAACCAAAAGUUUGCACCUAACAAGAAUCAUUUCACAACACCACAAAUCUCGAUAUUAGUGUCUUUUUUAUCCUUGGGGACGUUCAUUGGAGCCUUACUGGCACCUUUAAUCUCCGACUCUUAUGGUCGAAAGACUACAAUGAUCUUUAGUACGUUCGUGGUAUUUAUGAUAGGAAACUCUUUACAGGUGGCAGCUGGUUCUAUGACCAUACUUGUAGUUGGAAGAGUCCUCUCUGGUAUGAGUGUUGGACUAAUAUCGGCUGCGGUGCCAUUAUAUCAAAGUGAAGCUGCACAGAAAUCUGUUCGUGGUGCAAUUAUUUCCUGUUACCAGUGGGCCAUUACAUGGGGGCUACUUGUAGCAAGUGCAGUUUCCCAAGGAACAUAUAAAAGAAUGGAUGCAUCUAGUUACCAAAUACCGAUCGGAUUACAGUAUAUUUGGUCCUUUCUACUCGGUGUCGGCAUUCUUUUCCUCCCUGAAAGCCCAAGAUACUAUGUUUUCAAAGAUAGGCUAGACAAAGCGGCAAAAUCUUUAUCCUUUUUACGUGGCGUACCAGAGGAUGACUCCGGAUUACUUGAAGAGUUGGUUGAGAUCAAAGCAACAUAUGAUUACGAGAUGUCAUUCGGAAAAAUCUCUUACCUAGAUUGUUUCAGAUCAACGAGAUCAAGAACCAAACAGCGUCUACGAAUGUUGACCGGUAUCGCUCUUCAGGCUUUUCAGCAAGUGAGUGGUAUCAAUUUUAUCUUUUAUUAUGGCGUAGACUUUUUCAAUAAGAGUGGUGUCAGCGAAAGCUAUUUGGUUUCCUUCGUCACAUAUGCAGUAAAUGUUGCGUUUAACAUUCCGGGGUUAUUCUUGGUCGAAUAUAUCGGACGAAGAAAAUUGUUAUUGAUGGGUGGUAUUCUUAUGACUAUCUCCAAUUUCAUUAUUGCUAUAGUCGGAUUAGCGACUGACUCCAUGGUUGCGAACAAAGUGAUGAUUGCAUUCAUCUGUUUAUUCAUUGCAUCAUUUUCGGCCACCUGGGGUGGUGGUGUGUGGGUAAUUUCCGCUGAAUUAUAUCCAUUGGGUGUUCGCGCUAAAUGCACCGCCAUCUGUGCAGCAUCAAACUGGCUAAUAAAUUUCAUCUGUGCAUUAAUAACGCCUUACAUUAUGCACAUAGAUAGCAGUGUCAGACAAACGAGUAUCGGUACCAAAAUCUUCUUUGUUUGGGGGUCAUUGAACGCUGUUGGGGUUCUUGUUGUGUACUUCACCGUGUACGAAACGAAUGGAUUAUCAUUGGAAGAGAUCGAUGAGUUGUACAAGAAAUCUUCUUCUGGAAUAAACUCCAUAGAAUGGAACAAGAAGAUCAAAGCCUUUCCAGAUUUGUUUCAAAGGACAAGACCGAACAAUGAAGGUGACGGAGAAGCUGAUGAUAACAUACAUACAGAUGAAAAUUAUAACCAUACUAUUUCCAGCUAUAAUGGAACCCAAAACAAUGAAAAAUAUCCUAUUCAAGUACAGAUGCCACAAUUUGGUGUACGGAACAUCGAAUUUUUGAACACCACAGGCUCAUCUCCGCAAUCGGAUAUGACAGAACCCAACUUUGUCGACUUGGGUAAUGGUCUUGGUAUAACAACGUAUCAAAGAGGCCCACCAUCCGUCCUUACUGACUCGAGUGAAGAAGAGGAAGAGGGACAACAACAAGAGACAGAUGAGACUGAGGAAGGUAAAUCAUUCAAACACCAGUACACUGACGCUCGUAAUAAAAAUCGUGGCGAGCGCGGCAGUUUCAAUAGCAAUAGUUCAACCUCAGGCACUACUCGAUCUUCUUCCCACAAGGCCAGUGUUCAAAGGAUGGAAGAAAUUAAUCUGUACAUGGCCCAAUUAAUGCAUCGCGGAGGAACAGAAGAUCUUUCGCGUAACACUACCGAUAACACUCAUCAACCGAUAUCACAUGAUAUCAUGAGUCAAUGGAACUCCUCAUCCCAAAAUAAAGGACCUAGCACUCAAACCGAUAUUAAUAGUAACACUUAG